Molecule: messenger RNA, 1529 nt
Organism: Durusdinium trenchii
Lineage: Eukaryota; Dinophyceae; Suessiales; Symbiodiniaceae
Source: the annotation of a GenBank genome assembly
AGCUCGCUCAGCUUGCCCCAGAUCACGUGCGCCUCUCAGCCCAUCGGCCCAUCCACCCUGUUUUUGAGCCAUGGCUUCGGAGACCACGUCGACCACAUCCAGCCCGGUGGAGGUGGAGGAGGACCUGCACGAGAUGGUUGAUCCAGGCCUCUCACGAGGAAUUGUGGUCUAUGACAUGGUGGAAGAGCAAGUGAAGGCCGAUGAAGAGGAGCUGUUUGACAGGAUGGAGCCCUCGAAGGCGAAGUAUUUCACGCCUGAGGUGAAGGCGCUGUUCAUCUCUGCAUCGCUCUACACCCUCAUCACCAGUGCACAGGUCUAUGCAGCUCACGUGUCGCACUCUCAGGCUUUGCUCAUGGACUGUAUCUCCAGCUUCGUCGAUGCCUUCACCUUCAUGGGAAACAUUGUGGUGGAGUGCCAAAAGCGAGAUGGCAAGAGUCAUGUGGCCUCACAGCUGAUUAUCGUAGCAGCUUCCCUUGGCUUACUUUGCUUCUUCACGGUGCAGGCCUUGACCGAAAGCUUUGCCACUGCAUUGCAGUGCUGGCACUGGCAGGGUGGAUCCGAGGAUUUGGCAACGGAUGCUGAUGACGUGAACGGCUGGAUCACUCUAGGCUUCGCACUGGGCAACAUCCUUUUCGACAUGAUUUGCUUGCGCAACUUCUACAGGAGUCACAAGCAGACCGGAUGUGCCAGGCACGUGAAUAUGUUCUCCGCUUUUCUGCAUGUCAGCGCAGACUUGUUGCGAGCAUGCACUACGCUGGUGAUGUCAUUGUUGGUUCUGAUAUCACCAGACUUGAACUCCAGCUGCGCAGAUGCUUCUUCCAGCAUCUUCAUUGGUUUUACCAUUCUGGGAGGUGCGUCCGUGGGCUUCUACAAGUGGCUCAAGCUUUUGAUCAGAUCUUGCUCAUCCGACGGGGGCCUGUGCUCCCGACUUUGGUAGAUGCUGUGGGAAGCUUUGUAUGCGGCAGUUUUGUUUGUUUUAACUAUUAAGAGUGACCUUGGUUUAGUUAAGUUUAGCAUGGUUGAUUAGGGGCAAGAGUCUUGAGAUGAAAGGACAUUGUACUGCUUUGUUUGUUUCUUUCGAGUCCGGGGCUGCUGUGCCUCCUAAGGAAUGUAUUUUGGUCGAACUGCCUGAACAAUUGAGAGAAUCCAUUCUUGGCCCAACUGCGCGCAUAAAUGACGGAAGCUGGCUGAGAUGUUCCGAGCUUUGAGUGUUUAUACUGCAGAUUUGUAAAGCUUGCAUAUAUAUUCAUCUCGAAACUGCUGGGGCAAAGUGCAUGGACAUCGAAGGCGGUGUCUUGAAUCUUGAAUUCACUAAAGCCACGCAGAGCCUCCGACCAGGGAACAAGGUUUGACCCGCACUUAUUGCAUCUCAAUGAAGCCCGGUGGAGGUCCAUGAGCCACUAGCCGCUAGCCUCGUGCUUGAGCAAGAAAUGACAUCUGGCUUUCCGAGACCUAACAUAGCGGGAAAGCAAUGCAUUACUAUACAAUGACACUCCCUGAAAUAAUCAUUGAAGUGGAUGGCAUGGCCC